CCCAGGAGCGUGUGGGUGGACGUGUCCUAUGGCAGAAAGGCCCAGACCUCGGCCGCCGGUAGGGGUCUGAGCCGAGCGAUGGGGGCGACGCGAGAAGCCUCUCGGACCUCGUCUCAGCCCGAGCUCUCAGCGGGGCCGCGGCGCACCUUGCACAACUCACUCCACUUCUUCUGGAGGAAGCCCGAGCCCCACCAUGGACCACGCACGGCCGACCCGCGGCGGGCGGCCAGGCGCAAGGGUCCCGGCCGAGCCGGAGCCGCAUCCCCCUAUGCCGCCUCGGCCCGGGCCUCCCGCUCCGCCUCCUCCCGCGCCGAGGCCUCCCACUCCGCCGCGCCCGGGGCCACCGCCUCGGCCCCCAGCCCCGCCCCGCCGCCAGGCUCCGCCUCCCGCCCCAGCCUGAGCCCAGCCCCGGGCCGCCUUUCCCGCUCCAGCCGCCGCGCGCUGGCCGUGGCGUGCGCGCUCGCCUGGCCAGCCUUCCGGAGGUCCUCUCGGCCCCGCCGUCAGUACGCCGGUAAGAUGGCGGCGCCCAGCGAGCCCACGGACUUCCCUCGCAGCCGUGCCUUCUCCUUCCUGCCCCGCGGCGCGCGCUCCGACAUGACCGAGGACUUGGUGACUGACGCGCGGGGCCGUGGCACAGGGCAUAGGGACGCCGCCGCCUCGGCCCCGGCCCCGGCUUCGGCCUCGGCCCCGGCGCCGCAAGGUUCGGAGCUCGGGAAGCGGCCGUGCCGGGCCUGCGUGGACUUCAAGUCGUGGAUGCGGACGCAGCAGAAGCGGGACACCAAGUUUAGGGAGGACUGUCCACAGGAUCGGGAGGAAUUAGGUCGCCACACCUGGGCUUUCCUCCACACGCUGGCCGCCUAUUACCCGGACAUGCCCACCCCAGAACAGCAGCAAGAUAUGGCCCAGUUCAUACAUUUAUUUUCCAAGUUUUACCCCUGCGAGGAGUGCGCGGAAGACAUAAGGAAGAGGCAGGAACCAGCCAGACACACGCACUCGGGUCUCCUUCAGCCAGUGGCUGUGCCGCCUGCACAAUGAGGUGAAUCGGAAGCUGGGCAAGCCUGCUUUUGACUGUUCGAGAGUAGAUGAGCGAUGGCGUGACGGCUGGAAGGACGGCUCCUGCGACUAGAAGAUGUCGUCAGCAGAGCAUGUGGGGCACCUAGCCAAGCUCCACGGGCAGCCGGCUAGAGAGGGACGGCCUAUGAUUAAAGUGUAUCUGAGCCAAAGUUUGUUUGGGUGGUGGGGGGAGGGGUCCCUAGGACACUGCCAAUGGGAACCCUCCCCACGGGAUUAAGAAAUGGAGGAGGUGCCCACUGCAGACACUUUGGUGGCCUCAGCUAAAGCCCCAUGGGACCGAAGAUGAGAGGGGCAGUGGUCCAGGCGGCCUCAUACCCUUUAUAAUGCAGCCUCAGCCGCUUGCCCAUUACACACUUGGGACGCGGUUGCCCUGUAGGAAGAUAGGCUAGACCAUUGCCAUCCUACUGCAUAUCCAGGGGUGCCUACAGAAUUGUGACCGAGGCCGCUCUGUGACAUUUCAGAAUUGAAGCAUGGUACCGAGCUGUCUAUGCUAUACUCUGUCCCCAGCUCUAGUAGGGUUCUUCUCUUAGGGUGUACCCACCAUACUGCCCACUGCCUGCCUGGCACAUGGUCUUCCACAGCUAUGACAUGCCUGUCAGCAGGUGAUCCUGAACAUCUGCUUCCUUAGAGUUUGAGACCAAAAUAAAAUGAAGUGACUUAGG
This is a messenger RNA of Peromyscus eremicus (cactus mouse), 1736 nucleotides long. It is a transcript of the gene Gfer, whose product is annotated as growth factor, augmenter of liver regeneration. The transcript has 3 exons. Gene Ontology annotation, molecular function: flavin adenine dinucleotide binding; flavin-dependent sulfhydryl oxidase activity. NCBI's taxonomy places the organism in Eukaryota, Metazoa, Chordata, Mammalia, Rodentia, Cricetidae. The record is from RefSeq and is a predicted model, not a curated record. Gene Ontology annotation, cellular component: mitochondrion. Bases 79 to 1035 code for a protein of 318 amino acids. Gene Ontology annotation, biological process: liver development.